This is a messenger RNA of Mucor mucedo, 402 nucleotides long. RefSeq lists its product as uncharacterized. NCBI's taxonomy places the organism in Eukaryota, Fungi, Mucoromycota, Mucoromycetes, Mucorales, Mucoraceae. The record is from RefSeq and is a predicted model, not a curated record. The transcript is spliced from 3 exons. Bases 1 to 402 code for a protein of 133 amino acids.
AUGUCAAACUGUUUGAAGGACAGGUCGCUUGUCGAUCGUGUAUUUGUCUCCUACUCAAGCAAUGCAGGUGACAGAAUCCAUGUAAGAGACAAGAAUCAAGACAAAAAACUAGAAAAUGGCAACACCAAAGACAUGUUGACGUAUUUGAAGAAUAACGAAAAGGUGUGCCUGGUAGUAAUAGAUUUCGCUGGACUUUCCACGAAUACUGAUGAUUUACAACAGUCUGUAAGUAUUAGUGACCAUGAGAGCCUCCAGAAAAUCAUUGUUGAUACUUUGCCAUUCAAUAACAGGGUAUUCAUAUUCGACCGGCCAAAACUUUUAGCUGAGCUUCAAACUUUAAAGGCAUUUGAAUGCAGAAACAGGCCUCUGCGCCUGUUUUUUUACGUCUGUGAAUAUGCCUGA